Phyllopteryx taeniolatus (common seadragon) is the source of this 4439-nucleotide messenger RNA. Its product is annotated as versican core protein-like. The record is from RefSeq and is a predicted model, not a curated record. Bases 254 to 2941 code for a protein of 895 amino acids. The transcript has 13 exons. Gene Ontology annotation, molecular function: hyaluronic acid binding; calcium ion binding; signaling receptor activity. Gene Ontology annotation, biological process: cell adhesion. NCBI's taxonomy places the organism in Eukaryota, Metazoa, Chordata, Actinopteri, Syngnathiformes, Syngnathidae.
GAGCUGUGCACAGCUCCUACAUUGUCACGGGCUGCGUCUCCUGUGGACCCCCAGGACUGGGCGGACCCCUGGAAAGAACUCCACCGCAGACUUGUCCGGACUUCUUCGGCCAGCCAGCAGAAUUGUCGUUCCGUUUGGAGUCGCUGCACCUCUGAGAAGAGGAAGACUUUGUCAGCGCGCUCGCCCCUGACGACAUCUGCGCUGCGACAUCGCGGACCGGACUGCUCGUCGACCUCCUGAAGGCCGGGUGGAGAUGGUUCUGCGCGCUUGCGUCCUGCUGCUGCCCCUGCUGUGCGCGUGUUCUGCCCGGCCGCAAACAGGGGCGUCCCGCUCGGCGAACCACCCAAUGGAGGACUGGCACGUGGAAGGCUCGCUAGCGGGCACGGCCCUGCUCCCGUGCAAACUCUCCACGGCACCGUCUGCGCCCGCGGAGGGCGAGCGGCCCAGGGUCAAGUGGACUCGCGUGGAGGGCGGGGCGGAGAGGGUGGUCCUGGUGGCUCAGGGAGGCGUCGUCAAGGUGGGCCGGGACUUCGCGGGCCGCGUGUCGUUGCCCGGCGACACGCCCGAGCGGGGCGACGCCGCUUUGGCCGUCGUCGGGCUGCGGGCCGGCGACGCCGGGCGAUACCGAUGCGAGAUCACGCGAGGGAUGGAGGACAGACGCUCCGGCGCCACCCUCAGCGUCAAAGGUGUGGUGUUCCACUACCGGCCCAACGGCAGCCGCUACUCGCUGGACUUCCCGGCGGCGGCGGCGGCGUGCCUCUCGGCGGACGCCGCCAUCGCCACGCCGGACCAGCUGACGGCCGCCUUCCACGACGGCCUGGACCGCUGCGACGCGGGCUGGCUCGCCGACCGGACCGUCAGAUACCCAAUCACGCGACCCCGUCCGGGGUGCGAAGGCGACCUGAAGAGUCGACCCGGUGUGCGAACAUACGGCGUCCGAUCAGCCACCGAGAAAUACGAUGUCUUUUGCUACGUUGACAAACUAGACGGGGAGGUCUUCUACCCGCCGUCCAUCAGCGGCAAGCUAACGCUGCGGGAGGCGGCGGCCGAGUGCGCGAAGCACGAUGCGGCGCUGGCGUCGCCCGGGCGGCUGUUUGCCGCCUGGGGGGCGGGGUUGCACCGAUGCGACUACGGCUGGCUCUCGGACGGCAGCCUCCGCUACCCCGUCAACGUCCCCCGACCGCAGUGCGGGGGCGGCCAGCUGGGGGUCCGCACGCUCUACAAGUACGACGACCAGACGGGGUACCCGGACCCGGGUGACAGGCACGGAGCGUACUGCUUCAAAGCCAAGCUCCCAGGAGUGACAAGUCCCACCAGCGUCCGGGUCGCACCAGAACCCAGCGGCACAAGUGCCCAGCGCGAUUCCCCGACAUCCCACCCAGUGACAUCUCAGCUCCGAACAAGACCAGUCACUCAUUCAGAGUCGCACGAUGAUGAUGUCAUCACGGAGCGCGGGCCCACACACCUGGAGUCGCUCUUUCCUGCCACGUCGUCUCCCCUCCAUGCCGCUCUAGGGGGGUCGGGCAGCGGCGACGGCACUCCCGGCGCGGUAGCGUCGUCGCUGGCGCCGCUUUUGCCCGACUGGAGCGUCACGUAUAAAACGGCGUCGGGCUUCAAAGAGGAAGCUCCGCCCGUGAGCUUUAACGUCAACCAAUUGUUGGCUCUGCCCGGCGAGGGCGGAUCCACGGCCAAGCCGCCGUUCCACUUCAUCAUAGUCGACGUGCAGGACCAAAAUCAAUCAGUCGAUCGCAUCCUGCAGCUCCUCAAUUCGCCUGCGGACGGCGCCGUCGGCUUGCCGCAAAUCUCCGACCUCUCGCAGUCGAUUGCCGAGCUCGUCCACGGCGACUCCGAUGCCGCCGACGCGCCUCUGCCGACCGUCAGCUUUGUCAGCGGUAGACACAAAGUGACGUUAGACGCGGGGCCGCCCGAGGAGGCGCGAGGGGAUCAGUUUGAGACCGCCGCCCCCGUUAGGGUGGCCGAGGAAGAGGCGAGCGUGACGCCGUUUGACUACGUCGCCCUGGAAGUCCCAGCGGAGGAGCCCCCCGCGGAUCCCGAUACCGACACCCGCCAUCUAGACCACCUUUCUUAUUUCCCGAAUACUGCGUCGCCGAUAAGGAGCGCCACCCCCACCGCCUCGGACGCCAGCGCGGACGACGCGGAGGGGUCUACUUCCGGCAAAGACGACGGCGAGAUGGAGGAGGCGCCGUCCGCACCUGUGGGUGGCGACAAAGAGGUGGGGUCCGGUGCGGAGCAGGUGGCAGGAGACUGGGAGGCUUCAGGAGAGCGGGGCGGGCUCAUUCCUGAAGAAAUGUUACAAACACCACCGGACCCUGGAGACCACGUGGCGCAAAAACCAUCCACCCGCCCCCUAGCUGCCGUCACGGUCGGCGGCAAACAGCCUCCAUUUAACCCUCAGCCACACCCCGCCAACCUUGACCAAGAGACGACGACCUGGCCGUUUACGGGCCAACAAAAGGUUUCCGCUACCGCUCAGCCCUCGCAAUCCAUCGACGCCCGUGUCGUUCCCCGGCGGGCGCCGACCCCCGACCGGGCCGACGUGCCGACCCCGCGGGAGGACUUCCUUGCCUACGACAGAGAGGUGGCGGAGUGGCGGCCCCCCGGGCCCGAGGAGACCGUAGAGCAGCCUGACCCGCUGGACGUCGGCUUCAUGAAUGUGACUGAUAUGCAGCCGUGCUCCGUGGAUGUGUGUCAAAAUGGCGGCUCCUGCUAUCAGAGGGGCUCAGAGAAGGUGUGCGCAUGUGCACCAGGAUACACCGGGGGGCGCUGUCAAACAGACGUGGACGAGUGCGAUUCCAACCCGUGUCUCAAUGGCGCCACCUGCCUGGACGCCGCCAGCGGCUUCUCCUGCCUGUGCCUGCCCAGCUACACCGGGGAGCUGUGUGAACAAGGGUUGCGGAGCGCUGGAGCCUAUCCCAGCUGACUUCGGGCGAAAGGCGGACUACACCCUGAACCGGUCGCCAGUCAGUCGCAGGGCACAUAUAGACACGGACAACCAUUCGCACUCACAUUCACACGGUCACUGAGUGGGACGCUGCCCGCACCAAAGUCAGGCGAGUGGACCACGACACCAUCAGUGACCUAAGGUUUAUUUGUUCUUAAGUAAUGUAUUUACUAUGGGGCAUCCUACUGUUUAGUAUUAACACUGCAGCUUUAUGGAUGUAUUUUCCAUCUCCCACAUGACCCCUGACACGUUAGCAGGUUUGCACAACAUACUGAAAGCUAGAGCGGUCAUGUGCCCAGAUAACACGUUCACUGCUGGUGCAAGAUAAUAAGGAAAAAUAGUUAAGACACAACAAAACCUACAUAGGGGGAAUAAACACACAUACGCUUGAUUAACAUUCACAUUAUUACAACAAUUUAUGGGACUGACUGACUUAAAACAUUAUUUUAACAACUAUACAACAGCGGUAGGCGCGCUGGGACAUCCUCUGACAGCAAACUCCCACGAUGACCUCAACAAUGACAUCAUUGUAAAAACAUGGCGGCUCGCUGUCAGAUUUCCCAGCGUGCCUUGCGCCAUUGUAUAGUUGUUCAAAUGCUGUUUUAAGUCAGUUAGUCCCCUAAUUCCAUAAAUUGUUGUAAUAAUGUGAAUGUUAAUCGAGUUAAUGCGUGUUUUUAUAUAUAUAUAUAUAUAUAUAUAUAUACUGUAUAUAUGUGUGUGUGUGCCUAUGUGUUUGUUUUACUAAUAUUUUAGUAUUUAAUGAAUUACAAUACAGGAAUCUCGCACUAUUCACAGGGAAGAACCCUGCUGUAAAUAACGAAGGACUACAGGUAGUUGACGUCCUCCCUGGAAAUUUGGGAUAAUUGCCGACACGGUCCCCCUCCGUUACGUUCCAGACCCGUCCACGAUAAGUGAAGAUGCGCAAUAUUAAUAUGUUUUAAGGUCUAUAAACACACUUGUAAAACAAUACAAACACAUUUAAACACCAGCCAAUUCAUCUUCUACAUUGCGAUUGAGAAAUGCUGUUUCAGAAAUAGCCGGGGGUCCGUUCCGCAGAAAAAAAAUGGUGCAUCCUUUGGGUCUCGGGGUCCCGGGGUCGUUUGCUCCUCAGCUGCGCUCGGGCGUCGUCCCCGGAAGACGGUCGCCGCCUCCAUUUUUGUAGCGUGACUCAGCAGCACCGCCGUCCUCCCGGGACUCGCGCUUCCCUCUCCGUGAACUCCGCCCAAAGCCCCCGACUGCAAGAAAGCUGAACUGGAACGUCACCAGCUUCAUCUUUAGUACAUUAAUUACAAUAACUUCAAGAUUUAACAUGCAUUUUUCGAGCCUUCCUCCUAAUAAAAGUAUGUACGUCAGGUCCACUUGAUAUUCUCACAUACACAAUAUUUAAGUGCCUCCCUCUCGAUAAAAACAUGUACAUUUUCUUCCUUUUAUGCAUAUUAUUUUAGUGCCUUACUCCCAAUAAAAGCAUGUACGUCAA